UAGUGGCAGGGCCAAAAAUCAUAUCUAAACCACAGAAAUCCCCCUCUACUGGCCACUCAGCACUUUACAUGCAUUGCCUCAUUUACGAUCAUUAGCCAUUUUAAAGCUGAGAAACCAAGGCUAGAAGUAACAGAGUGAAUACAGCCCAGAUCUACCUGUGGGCCCUGGGAAGCUGUGCUCAGAGCCUGCAAUUGGUGAGGUCGGCUCAUGAGGUCACAAUGUGGCCAAGACUCAGGGGGCAGAGCAGACAGAGUGUGGGCCACGGUCCCCAGUGGUGACGAGCCCCACCAUGGGAAACAAUGGAUCGCACAAAAGGACCAAAGCACCCAAGCAGGCCCGCAAGGAGAGGCCAAGUGACAUGGACAAGGCCUGGUGGAGACAGUGCCUCAGCCACCUGACUCGGAAGAAGCCAGCUACCAGGAUCGUGCUGCUUCUCCCCUUAGACAAGCGGCAGCCGCUGGCCGAGGCUGGGCGACCGGGUGACGACGAAUCAGGCAGUGGGCUAGGCUCCCCGGCGGCGCCCAGGCUGCGCGGAGCGGGAGAAGGCGGCGAGGGCGAGCUGAAGAUGCCGGUGCUGCUGCUGUUACGGCGGGAGGCGCGGCGGCCGGAAGAGGGCGUGGCCGGUGCGUUGGGCGCGGGCGGGGCCGGGGCCCGGGGCGGGGCCGCGCUGAGCUGGCCGCGGCUGCACCCGUGCCUGCGGUCCCCGGGCAAAGCGCCCGGCAAGGCCGGCCCCGCCCAAGAGGAGCCGCACAAACGGCACCGCUGCCGUCGCUCACGGCUCUAAGCCCCUGACCCUCCAAUAAAGAGCUUGUGGCAACCCUGGCGCCUGUGAACCCUGUUGGAGGCGUCCGGGCGCAGAGUCGGGUUGGGCAAAGCGGAGGCUGGAAGCCGCACCGGGGUGAACGAGGCGAGGCGUAUUG
This is a messenger RNA of Cebus imitator (Panamanian white-faced capuchin), 920 nucleotides long. It is a transcript of the gene CUNH20orf144, whose product is annotated as chromosome unknown C20orf144 homolog. NCBI's taxonomy places the organism in Eukaryota, Metazoa, Chordata, Mammalia, Primates, Cebidae. The transcript has 2 exons. The record is from RefSeq and is a predicted model, not a curated record. The coding region runs from base 290 to 784 and encodes 164 amino acids.